Medioppia subpectinata is the source of this 235-nucleotide messenger RNA. The record is from the annotation of a GenBank genome assembly. NCBI's taxonomy places the organism in Eukaryota, Metazoa, Arthropoda, Arachnida, Sarcoptiformes, Oppiidae.
CCAUUCAACACUUAUAUCGCAGACCCAUAUCUGUGGUGAUUGUCAUAGCAUUUGAUCCCAGAGUCCACACAUUGAGAUGGCAUCCAAUUUAGAGGCCAAUAAAUACCGUUACAGUCAGAAAGAAUACCGACGACUGCUUCGCGAAGAGAAGGAGCGACACAUCGCCGAAGAGUACCUCCGAAAGCGAGGCAUUCAUAAUGUGGAGCAACUGUUUCCGCCGGCGCCGCAGCCGACC